Molecule: messenger RNA, 3007 nt
Organism: Phalacrocorax carbo (great cormorant)
Lineage: Eukaryota; Metazoa; Chordata; Aves; Suliformes; Phalacrocoracidae
Source: RefSeq, a predicted model, not a curated record
GGCUGACGGCCCCGGCAGUGACAAGGCCGGGCGGCGUGCCCCGCUCAAAGAUGGCCGCCGGAGGCUUCGGCGUGUCCGGAGGUGAGAGGUGAGGGGUGGCAGCGGCGGUGGCCGGGCUCCGGGAAGAUGGCAGAGAGCGAGCGGCGGGCAGGCACCUCUGAGGAGGUGACUCCUCCUCUCCAGCAGAGCUUCAUGAUCCCCAAAAAGGAGAUAAACAUGGUUUCCGACAUGGCCAAGUGGAAGCGCUCUCAGGCAUACGCAGAUUACAUGGGCUUCAUCCUCACUCUGAACGAAGGUGUCAAGGGCAAGAAGCUGACCUGCGAAUACAAAGUUUCAGAGCCCAUUGAAAAGCUGGUGGCUCUUCUGAACACCCUUGACAGAUGGAUCGAUGAAACCCCACCAGUGGAUCAACCUUCUCGCUUUGGGAACAAAGCCUUCAGGACUUGGUAUGCCAAACUAGACCAGGAAGCAGAAAAGUUGGUGGCAACAGUGAUCCCCACGCAUUUGGCUGAUGCUGCACCAGAAGUGGCCGUGUACCUGAAGGAAUCUGUGGGGAACUCCACCCGCAUUGACUAUGGCACAGGGCAUGAAGCUGCAUUUGCAGCCUUUCUCUGCUGCCUCUGCAAAAUCGGUGUGCUCAGAGUGGAUGACCAGAUGGCCAUCGUCUUUAAAGUAUUUAACAGGUACCUAGAAGUGAUGCGAAAACUUCAGAAGACCUACAGGAUGGAACCUGCUGGCAGCCAGGGCGUGUGGGGCUUGGAUGAUUUCCAAUUUCUACCUUUCAUAUGGGGCAGUUCCCAGCUGAUAGACCACCCAAAUCUGGAGCCUCGACACUUUGUUGAUGAGAAGGUGGUAAAUGAAAACCAUAAGGACUUCAUCUUCCUGGAGUGCAUCCUCUUCAUUACAGAGAUGAAGACAGGCCCCUUUGCUGAGCACUCCAACCAGCUCUGGAACAUCAGCGCCGUGCCCUCCUGGUCCAAGGUCAACCAGGGCCUCAUCCGCAUGUACAAGGCAGAGUGCCUGGAGAAGUUUCCUGUGAUCCAGCACUUUAAGUUUGGCAGCCUGCUCCCCAUCCAGCCUGUGACGUCCUAAGGAGGCCGCGGGAGGAGUCGAGGCAGCGGAGGUGUAGCGCGGCGCUCUUCCUCCUCCCCUCACCCCCUCCUCAUCACCUUGCCCGUUACACACAGCCCAUUCAUUCCUGCACAUCCUCAUCGGCAACCACAGAUCCAAAGCACUCGCUGGCCUUGCACGGGAGACGGGACCUGGAGCGGCUCCUCCUGCGCAUCCCCAGCACGGGGAUGUCUCGCCAGCGACCAAGCCGGGGCUGUACUUGUCUGCUCUGCUGUGUCUGCAGGCAGCGCGACUGCCGCGUACGACUCUGGGCAUAUGAGUGGGGUUUGAGUAGGGGCUGCCUUGCAGCAAAGGCCCUCUGCUUCCCUUCCUGGGAGGAAGAGGGUGUGGAGGGGAGGAAGGCACGUGUGUAUGUGUUGGGCAGUGGUAACUGCAAUUUCCCUUUUGAAUUUCAUUGAAGUUUCCUGUUGCUGUUUGGUUUGGGAAACCACUGCGAGGGGUGAGGAGUGAGCCUGCACGUGCCUGUAGGCAGCCGCCUCUGCUUGCAUGGAGUGGGUCUGAAGUGGGUAGAGGAAGUUGUAGGGGACAGUCUGUGGGUUGCUGGAAGCCCAGGGGGCCAUCUCUCCCUUAUUCUGGGUAAGGAAAGACCCCUUCCUCCUCCCUCCAUGUCUUCUGCAAGGUUCCCUGGGUCUUCCUUUCUCACCACCACCUCUCUUCUUCGGGUGAAGCGGGGAAUCUUCUGGGCUGUGAGGGUCUGAGCUGGCUCUGGAGCUGGAGACAAGGUCCCUGGAGGGACCCAGCUCUGUGGGAACAGCUAUGCAAAGACACUGCUUGAGCGGCACCUGCUCAGGUUGCCUCUUAACGGGCACAAAACCUCUCAUGUUCGCACACAUUCAUCGCUGGGUCCAACCUGCCCUCUGCGCUCCCCAUUUCCUCCUCCAUUCUUUCCUGCUCCAGGGCUGGGCUGGCCUCAGUGACACAAGGUGACCGUGAUUGCUACUGCUUGCUCAUAAGUGGUAGCAACAGCCCCACAGCAAAGGCAUUUCCCCACGAAGCAGCAUGUUCCCCAGCUCUUUUAGGGAGGCAUCCCCAGAGCAAAGGCAGCGGGGGUGGGGGGUGGGGAAGCAUGCAGCUUUACAUGCAUUUAUAUACCUGUGCUGGAAACAAAAAGCAUCAAUAGCCCAGGACAGCAGGUUAUACCUGGCUCUUUCCCUUUGUCAUUCCCUGCUGGUGUUGCUGUGCUGGACCUCAGGCAGAGGGACCGCACUUCCAGUGCCACAGCAGUGGUGUCUCCGAGGCAGGUGAAUGGAUGGGGCUAUGGUCCGGAUCAUAUCAGCAGCAUCACUUGGAGGGCAGAAAUGGCUGGUGCUGGGUUUAAGAUGAGCUGUCGUAUCCACAGGUCUUGACCAAGGUGGUCCACAACUUUGCAGCUGGAGAGGGCAUGUUUCUUCUUGGGGUUCCCAGGCCGGGUGUGGGGGGACAGGGCUCUGAUCUGGUGUUUGCUGGGGGUCGGGGGCAGCAGGGAUCCUUUCUCUGGCAUUGCUGCAGAGCAUGGAGGGGGCAGUGGGGCUGCCCCAGCCAGGCUGCUCGGCUUUCGCUGCUGCGCUGCUUUACUGUUGGGCGGGGGAAGCCUGCUUGUGAAUUUUUUUCAGUUGGGUUUUCGUGGUGGUUUUUUGUUUUGGGUUUUUUUUUUUUUUCUUUUCCAGACCUACUCGCUCCCUCUUGUAAAGGUACUUACAGGCACUUGGGAGGGAGAGCAAGAAAAGAGUCUAAAUUAAGAGGCAGUGAAACGCAGGUGUCCGCAAAGCUAAAGCAGAGCUUUCCAGCACUGCUACUGUCCUGUCUGCUCCUAGCUCAGCCCUGGGUGGGAGGGGACGAGGAUCUUUUGACUUGCCUGAAACAACUCUAUAAACUUGCAUUUUAAAUGAAAAUGGAA